AUGCACAUUAAUCUAAUUCUAAAUAUCAAUGCAUACUUCUUCGAGGACCAAUUUUCACUUACCAUUAUUGAUUCAUCCGAAGAUCCGACUAUCAGUGCACUUAAAUGCAUCGGAGGAAAUGACUUUCGACCGUUGAGUAUAUUUGAUGACGUUCUUCAAAUUGAUUUAGGUGAUGAAACUGACACGAGCAGCGUCUCAUCGUAUCCGACGACAAGUGGAAUGUUUGUCAAGUCAGGAUAUGAUGAUGCACUUGGAAUCUUGAGAAUAAUUGGAGGACACAAUCCUAGAUCAAAAGUGUUAUUGUAUGUGACUGAUGGAAAUGAAACUGAUUCCAUGGACUUGCUGAAAACUGCAUAUGAGGAUUUGAAAAUGUUAAAUCUAGCAGUUUUAAUGAUUAACUUAGAAAAGGAUGAGGAUGAUGUAACGAUUCGAGGACUUGUAAGAAUAAUAUUUUUCAAUCCAUUUAGUGGUGAUAAGGAAAUAAGAGAACCUGAAUAUUUAAGGCUAACACUCACUCCUUUUAAUCUGGAUGGGAAAUUUAAAGUAAUAACGAAAUUCAUCCACGAGCGAGUCUCAAAUUUACAUCAAUUUCCAUUGCGUGUUAAUAUUUUUGAUUUUCCAAUGAUAUCCAAACGUGAAGCAGACGAAAGUGAUGAAACUAUGUAUUAUUCAUAUUCGGAUGGAGAGACAAUUAGAAUAAUUGGGGAAAAAUUGAAUUUCAAUAUAAUUUAUGAGGAUUCAUCGGAUGGCAUACAGUAUGGAUUUCAAAAUGAUGAAGGUAAUUUUACAGGAAGCUUAGGAGCACUUGAAUAUGAUCAAGUAGAUUUACUUGGAAAUCCACGAUUGAUAGCUGAUUAUAAUACAACAAAGUCGUUAUUUUUACAACCAAUUACGAUGAUGAGGCUCUCAUUUAUCAUCAAGAAACGUCCAACUUACAAACUUCUUAGUGUCUUUAUUUAUAGUGGAUAUGACAAAAUUUCAAUGAUCUUAGGUAUUAGUGUCUCUGUAUCCUUACCAUUCGUCUAUGUUUUCAUAAAUAAAAAUGAGGUGAAAAUCAUCAACAGGAAUGUUUCAAAGAAAAAGAGAUUGACAUCAUCAUCCUUCAUAAAGUCUAGCUUAUAUAUCAUAGCUUUAGUUCAUGGAAUUUCUAUGAGCCACUCAAAAGGAAAUGCAUCUCGGAUAGUUGUUGGAAUAACUCUACUUUAUACACUUAUAGUGUCUUCAUUAUAUCAGUCAGCUCAAACUAAAAACCUCAACACCAAUAAGGUUUACGGUAAAAUUACGACUAUCGAUGGUUUGAUCACUGAAAAUUUUGAAAUAGGAAUGCCGCCGGAUAUAACAACAAUUUUUCGCAAUAAAAAUAGCAAAAAUAAAGUAACCACAUUGAUUGAAAAUUCCGGAUUGUCGUUCGAGGAUAUAAAAUUAUCUCAUGAAUAUUUUGCCGAGCAGCUAAUGAAUAAUGCAAAAUUUGCAUAUCUGUGGUCGGAUUUGUAUGUCGAUAAUUAUUUAAAUCAAUUCUAUGAUCCAAACACGGGCGAGAAUCUAUUGGAAAACAUUCCUGAAAUUGCGUACGAGUUUUACAUUUCUCUAAUGGCACCGAAAAAUUCACCAUUUAUUGAAAAAUUUAAUGAAAUUCUUUUACAAUAUGUAGAGACAGGCAUCGUUGAUUAUCAUUCAAAUCGUGCAUUGGCUGAUAAUGAUAUGAUUUGGAUACAGCGAGUGCUUAAAGGAGAAAUACCAGAAAAUGCAGCUCAGGCUAUAAAAAUGAGUGAAUUGAUGCCUUUAUUUGAAAUUUAUAUUUAUUUAGUGAUAGCUAGUUCAAUAGUGUUUGUGCUUGAAAUCCUUUGGCAACCAAGAAAAUUUUUGAAAAUAUUAAGAAAGCGACCAAAUAGUGUCAAGUAUUUUGAGUUUGUAAACUAG
Molecule: messenger RNA, 1920 nt
Organism: Chironomus riparius
Lineage: Eukaryota; Metazoa; Arthropoda; Insecta; Diptera; Chironomidae
Source: the annotation of a GenBank genome assembly